GCAAGUAGAGGCGGGUCUCCUCUUUCUCCAUUUUUAGACCCUUUAGGGUCACCUCCUCCUGCUCAUAUGGGGUCCCUAGGAUCCCUUAGUAGACCUUCUUUAUACCCUAUACCUAGCCAGUAUCCCUAUCCAACAAUAGGUAUGGAUCAGCUGGCAGCAUGGCACUACCAGGGGCGAGGAAUGUCCCCCUACUCCCUGGCUGGUUUAACCCCUACCUCCCUUAGCUCCCCUAUCUCUAGGUUCUCCCCUGGAGGGGGCCUUAUACCACCUCAUCCAGAUUUUGGUUUUUCAGGAUUUGGAUUUCCCCCCGGAUUCUCCCCUCACCUACCUCAUAUCAAGCAGGAGUAUGAUCGACCUCCAGGUCUGAUUCAUCACCCGGGGGAUCAAGAUAAACAUGAGAGUCCGAAAAAGAAGGAGCCGCAUAUUAAGAAACCCUUAAACGCGUUUAUGCUGUACAUGAAGGAAAUGCGCCCCGUUGUACAAGCCGAGUGUACACUCAAGGAAUCAGCUGCAAUCAACCAAAUUCUAGGACGUAGGUGGCAUGGGUUGACCCGGGAAGAACAGGCUAAAUACUACGAAAAAGCGCGACAAGAACGACAGCGACACAUGCAGAUGUACCCACAUUGGAACGCGCGCGACAACUAUAGAUACGGACAGAAGAAGAAGAAACGAAAGCGCGAUAAAAGCGAUGAUCCGGCUGCUUCCAUGAAGAAAUGCCGCGCAAGAUACGGGCUGGACCAACAAAAUCUGUGGUGUAAGCCCUGCAGACGGAAGAAGAAGUGUAUAAGAGUACAGAUGUACCUGGCUGGUCGUACUGAGCAGGAAAUUGAAGCAACUCAAUUCGAUGAGGAUGGGGAGGCGAUACCGCCGCUCAAUGCUCGCCCACCCGCCUCAACCGCCGCAUCCAACAGUUGCUCAAGUAACGGUAGUGACGGGGAAGGCGGAAGCCCCGCCAGUCAAGUUGGAAGUAUCGAAUCCUCCGAACAUUCUAUUCGGUCUCCAGCAACCCCAGGCGGGGGUCUUAGCAUACCAAGCAUAGGUUCACCGGCAAGCAUCGCCUCGCCGGCCACUCCCGGCACAGCAGAAGACUGGUUUCGGCACAACGCCGGUUUCCGACCGCCGGCUCCCAACCAUAGACCUGUAGGAACUGAUCCUAGGGACUCCAAAAACCCGCUUUCAAUCAGCAGUCUUACCAGCUGUCAUUCAAGGGAGAGUGGGCAUGAUGCUAAAACUAUCCUUGGAGUCACAUAGUUUUGGGAGGGCACACCCCCUUUCUCCUACCUGUGCCAAAACAGCCAAAUUUCAGAGAGUUACCGAAAAAAGAAUAUUUAAAAAUUUAUCAGUCUUCCAUGGUUCACUUCGAGUGAAUCCUAUUCUGCAUGCGGCUAUUUUGAAUGAUGGUGGCUAAACCGAGAAAAAGAAACUUUUUUCCAAAAUUCUGGAAUCCCUUGACACAAAACAAACACUAGGCUUAUGCGAAAUUUCUGUGAUAAAAUUAAGAUCUCUGGCGUCAGCUUUGCCGCGUAAAUGCGCCAAACUGUUGCACAGGGGAAAAAACGCGAAAUCAUGACUCGAAAAAGUGCCAAUUCAUCCUGCGAAAUUAUUCGCCACUUCCCCCCCACCUAGUCACUUAAUGAUAGACUGCCCCUGCAUGUUUUUUUUAUGUUUUUAGAAGAAAAAAGACAAUUAAAUGUUUGAUACUGUACAUAAGUGUACAUUGUAUUUUAACAUUAUUUUACAAAGGUCCUAAAAGUCCGAUUCAGUUUGAUCUCUUUAACCAUGGCACACGGGGUUGAUUUCAACCAUUUUUUUAACAUUCAGACAUUAGUUUUUAUCUCGUGCUUUUUAUCUAUUAAUUGUUUUUCACUUUUUAUCUUCUUAUUUGAUUUUCGCAAACUUACACAUGAAAAUUCCUGCUGUUUUUGUAAAUCCUAACUACGCAUGCCCCCCCCCCCCCCAGCAAAUUCAUGAAUGUACAUAUAAGAUAUGUAAUAAUAAACUGCAUGUACAAGUGCAAUUCUUCAAAUGGGAAUAGUUUUACAAUUGUUCAAAGUCCAAAUUCUUCUGAUAAAAAAAUAUUGAAUUUCCAUAUUAUAAAUGAGCAUGCAGGUUGUUGAAUUUAAAUAAAAUGAAAUUUGUGUAUUUAUUAAACAGAAAAUAAAAUUCAUACGUUCAAU
Messenger RNA from Eurytemora carolleeae, 2177 nucleotides. RefSeq names its product protein pangolin, isoforms A/H/I/S. Gene Ontology annotation, cellular component: beta-catenin-TCF complex. Gene Ontology annotation, biological process: regulation of transcription by RNA polymerase II; canonical Wnt signaling pathway. The record is from RefSeq and is a predicted model, not a curated record. Lineage: Eukaryota; Metazoa; Arthropoda; Copepoda; Calanoida; Temoridae. Gene Ontology annotation, molecular function: DNA-binding transcription factor activity, RNA polymerase II-specific; RNA polymerase II cis-regulatory region sequence-specific DNA binding.